GAGAAUGAAGUUUCUUCUUAUUGCUUGUUUGGCAGUUCCUGCAAUCUUAGCUCAACAGACGUCUGCUCCAGGUGGAAAUUUGUGUACUUAUCCUCCACAAGGAGAUGAAUCAAACCAAAAGGCUGUUCCUAUUCAGGACUUCAGAACGUCUGGAUUAGAUUUCGUUAGACCAAAUUGGUGCAUCACCCACUGUGCUGACCGCAAAUCUGUCAAAGCUGCUGUUCGCUUCCAAUUUGCCAAUCAGUCAACUGCAGUCCCAACCUACAAAGUUCGCCGUACUUUCACCCGUUAUUCAGGAAUGAAGGUUCAUGCUGAGCUGAUCAGCGGAAACCCGACCAAGCGUGACGAUGAUCCUUUUAACUUCUGUAUGGACGAUGCUGUGUCGGCCCAGAUUGAUACUAUUGUCAACACCUACAAUGACAUCGAAACCAUGUCAGAAGCCCUCAACUUCUAUAUCAACAAGCCAGGAUGGGCGUAUAUUAUUUACGAUAUGGGAGUACCACCAAGCAUCAUUGAGACUGACAAUGUCAAACACGAUAUGAACUACUGUGAGAAGUCUUCUAACAAGCAAAUGCCGGAUGGAACCUACAUGACAUAUCAAGUAUUCGCAGGACUUAUCAAGGCUAAUUGAUUUUUUUCUUUUAAUUUUUAAUAAACGAUUUAACUAUUU
This is a messenger RNA of Caenorhabditis elegans, 670 nucleotides long. RefSeq lists its product as uncharacterized. Bases 5 to 631 code for a protein of 208 amino acids. The transcript has 6 exons. The record is from RefSeq and is marked reviewed. NCBI's taxonomy places the organism in Eukaryota, Metazoa, Nematoda, Chromadorea, Rhabditida, Rhabditidae.